Closterium sp. Naga37s-1 is the source of this 318-nucleotide messenger RNA. The record is from the annotation of a GenBank genome assembly. NCBI's taxonomy places the organism in Eukaryota, Viridiplantae, Streptophyta, Zygnematophyceae, Desmidiales, Closteriaceae.
AUGUCGUUGCCUUCGUUUUGCACCUGCUCUGAGUUCUGCCUUGGCACUGGGCGAGGGAGCAGCAGACGAGAGGGAUCAGCAGUGGAGAUGCAGAGCAGACGGUUGCUACAGGCGAGCAGAGGAGACGGCUGCUACAGGCGAGCAGAGCAGACGGCUGGUACAGGCGAGCAGAGCAGACGGGUGGACUGCCAUGAGCGGGCCAGUGAGCUAUUGCUGCCAAGGAGCUGUGAAGGGGAUGAAGCAGCUGCUACCUCCCUCGCGCCUACCUCCCUCCCUACUACCUCUUCCCCACGUGCUGCUGCUGGUGCUGUGAAGUGA